AUGAGCUACGAGAAGAAGGCCGUUCACUUCGGCGGUGGAAACAUCGGCCGUGGCUUCGUCGCCGAGUUCCUGCACAACUCUGGCUACGAGGUCAUCUUCGUCGAUGUCAUGGACAGCAUCAUCGAGCAUCUCCAGAAGACACCUUCCUACACCGUCACCGAGAUCGGUGACGAUGGUGAGCGCACCUUCACCAUCGACCACUACCGCGCCAUCAACUCCAAGCACGAGAUGGACAAGGUCGUGCACGAGAUUGCCACUGCCGACGUUGUCACCUGUGCUGUUGGCCCCAACAUCCUAAAGUUCGUCGCCGAGCCAGUUGCCAAGGCUAUCGAGGCUCGCACGCUCGACUACCCCAUUGCCGUCAUUGCCUGCGAGAACGCCAUCAACGCCACAACCACAUGGAAGGGCUUCAUCGAGAGCAAGCUCAGCGACGAGACCCUGAAGAACAUCGACAAGAAGGCCCGCUACGCCAACUCGGCUAUUGACCGCAUUGUGCCACAGCAAGACAAGGACGCUGGUCUCAACGUCAAGAUCGAGAAGUUCUUCGAGUGGUGCGUCGAGCAGAAACCCUUCGAGAACGGCGGCAAGAAGCCUGCUAUCGAGGGUGUCCAUUAUGUCGACGACCUCGAGCCUUACAUCGAGCGCAAGCUUUUCACCGUCAACACGUCUCACGCUACUGCUGCCUACUACGGACACAACCGUAAGAUUCCUUACAUCCACGAAGUCCUCCACAACAAGGAGCUUCACGACGUCGUCCGCGCCGCCGUCAAGGAGACUGCACACUUGAUCGUCAACAAGCACGGCAUCUCGACAGAAGAGCAGGAUGAGUACGUCGAGAAGAUCGUCAAGCGUAUCUCGAACCCUACCCUCAAGGACAACGUCGAGCGUGUCGGUCGGGCUCCUCUCCGCAAGCUCUCCCGCAAGGAGCGCUUCGUUGGUCCUGCUGCCCAGCUGGCUGAGAAGGGCGAGAAGGUCGAUGCCCUUCUCGGUGCCAUCGAGAUGGCAUACCGCUUCCAGAACGUCGAGGGCGACGAAGAGUCUGUCGAGCUCGCCAAGAUUCUCAAGAGCCAUGCUGCCGAGGAUGUUGUCAACCAGGUCAACGGUCUCGAUAGGACACACCCUCUCUUCGCCAUGAUUGUCCCAAUCGUCGAAAAGGUUCAGCAGAGCACCAGGGACAGCUCUUCUUUGUAG
Molecule: messenger RNA, 1191 nt
Organism: Ascochyta rabiei
Lineage: Eukaryota; Fungi; Ascomycota; Dothideomycetes; Pleosporales; Didymellaceae
Product: Mannitol-1-phosphate 5-dehydrogenase
Exons: 1
Coding region: 1-1191 (396 amino acids)
Biological process (GO): mannitol catabolic process
Cellular component (GO): cytosol
Molecular function (GO): mannitol-1-phosphate 5-dehydrogenase activity
Source: RefSeq, a predicted model, not a curated record